Messenger RNA from Lonchura striata (white-rumped munia), 2313 nucleotides. RefSeq names its product sushi repeat containing protein X-linked (gene SRPX). Gene Ontology annotation, biological process: phagolysosome assembly. The record is from RefSeq and is a predicted model, not a curated record. NCBI's taxonomy places the organism in Eukaryota, Metazoa, Chordata, Aves, Passeriformes, Estrildidae.
CAGCCGGGCCGGGCAGAGCCGCCGUGUGGAGCAUGGGGAGCUGCUGGCUGCGCCUCGCCGCGCUGCUCGCCCUGGGCGCCCGGGCCAGCCUGGAGAGCGAGGGAUCGGGAUACUCACCCCUUGAAGAUGAUGAGGAUGUUUAUGCACGCAAUAGAUACAAAGAAACACCGUGGUGCUCCCCCAUUAAAGUGAAACAUGGUUAUGCAAACUGCAGGACACCUCAAGGGGAAUAUUACAAGAAUGUGUUGGGCACAAGAUGUGAUAUUCGCUGUCAGAAAGGCUACGAGCUGCAUGGCCCUCACCAGCUGAUCUGUCAGUCAAGCAAACGCUGGUCUGGGAAGGUGCUGUGCAAACAAAAGCGUUGCCCUACCCUGUCCAUGCCGACCAACGGGGGCUUCAAGUGCUUGGAUGGUGCCUACUUUGGCUCGAGGUGUGAGUACUACUGCUCCCCGGGCUACCAGCUGAAGGGGGAGCGCGUUGUCACCUGCCUGGACAGCAAAGCCUGGAGCGGCCGGCCGGCCGCCUGCCUCGACACUGAGCCUCCCAGGAUCCAGUGCCCGAGCGUGAAGGAGAAAAGCGCGGAGCCCAACAAGCUGACGGCCCGAGUGUUCUGGGACACGCCGGAGGGGCGCGACACCGCGGACGGCAUUCUGACCGAGUGGGUGAAAAUCUACACCUGUGCUUUCCUCCUUACUCUUCUCUUAGCAAUUCAGCAGGCCAGUGUUAUUUUGAAAGGCCUUCCACCAGGGUCACAUUUUCCAGAAGGUGACCACAAAAUCCAGUAUACUGUGUACGACAGAGCUGAAAACAAAGGCACUUGUAAAUUUCUUGUUAAAGUCAGAGUCAGGCGCUGUGUGAAGUUAAAUGCCCCAGAUAAUGGCUACAUCAAGUGCUCAGGUGAUGGAAAUAACUAUGGUGCUACCUGUGAGUUCUCCUGCAUUGGUGGCUAUGAGCUGCAAGGAAGCCCAGCUCGAGUCUGCCAGUACAAUUUGGGGUGGUCAGGAGUGGAGCCAACCUGUGCACCCAUGAAUAUUAAUGUGAAUGUGAGGACUGCAGCUGCACUUCUGGAUCAGUUUUAUGAGAAGCGGAGACUGCUAAUUAUUUCAACUCCUACUGCAGCUAACUUCUUCUACAGGAUGCAGCUGGGGAUGCUGCAGCCGGCGCAGUGUGGCUUAGACCUGCGGCAUGUCACCGUGGUGGAGCUGGUUGGUGUCUUCCCAGCACAGAUAGGAAGGAUAGGAGUGAAGCUGCUGCCCCCAUCACUUGCCCUGCAGCUCAGGCUGCUGCUGAGGAUCCCCCAUUACAGUUUCAACAUCGUGGUGAUGGACAAGCACGGCAUGGACAAGGAACGCUACCCUUUCCCAGCAACACCAGCUGAGCUCUUUGCCCUGAUUGACAAAUUCCCCUUGAGAAAAGAUGAGAUGAAGCUGCAAGCAGAAAUUGGUCAGUCAUGUCCCUAAUUCAGCAUUUCAGGACCUGCAGUUGUCGGUGAAUUUUUUGUGAUCUACAGAAUUCUCCCCUUGGUGCUACACAAAGCAUGGCUUUUUUAAUCACUGGUGUGAUUUUUUGUGUGUACUGGUAAAUCUGUCCAGCCAUGCAGCUGCUCUGCAUAGAAGGGUGCACGAUGCUCUUUUGUACUUUCAGUCAUCUUUAGACCAUAGAAUGGCCUGGGUUGGAAGUGACUUUAAAUAUUGAGUUCCAGCCCUGGUGCCAUGGACAUCUUGCACUGGAUCAGGUUGCUCAGAGCCCCAUCCAACCUGGCCUUGAACACUUCCAGGGAUGGGGCAGCCACAGCUUCUCUGGGCAACCUGUGCCAGUGCCUCACCACCUGCACAGUGAAGAAUUUUCCCCCAAUAUCUAAUCUGAACCUGUUCUCUUACACGUUCAAGCCAUUCUCCCUUGUCUGUCAUUCCAGAUGCUUGUAAGAAAUCCCUCUCCAUCUUUCCUGUAGGCUCUGUUCAGGGACUGGAAGGCCACAAUUAGGUCACCCCUAAGCCUUCUCUUUUCCAGGCUGAACAAUCCCCAUUUUCUCAGCCUUUCCUCACAGGAGAGGUGCUCUGUCCCUGUGAUCACCUUGGUGGCCUUCUCUGGACUUGCUCUGACAGUUUGAUGUCUUUCCUCCUGCUGGGGACCCCACAGCUGGAUGAAUGUGGAUGUAGGAUUUACUACCUAAUGGAAUUUCUUGUACAGAGAGUGAAGAACUGAGGCACGGUUCUGGGAGUUUAUUUUGGAUUUUUCAUUCAGUGUAAAAUUGGGGUUUCUUUCUUACUGUUUAUAAUUCUUUUUAUUAAUAAAAUAAUUGUUUUGCAAACA